Molecule: messenger RNA, 3117 nt
Organism: Knipowitschia caucasica
Lineage: Eukaryota; Metazoa; Chordata; Actinopteri; Gobiiformes; Gobiidae
Source: the annotation of a GenBank genome assembly
AUGGAUCCUGAAGCUUUGGUCGAGGCCCUUCGGGGCACCAUGGACCCGAACCUACGGGAGGCCGCUGAGAGGCAGCUGAACGAGGGUCACGCCCAGGUUAACUUUGUGUCCACUCUGCUGCAAGUCACAAUGUCAGAUCAGCUGGAUUUGCCUGUCAGACAAGCAGGUGUAAUUUACCUUAAGAACAUGAUCACUCAACAUUGGAGUGAUGGUGAUGACUCGGGCACAGAGACGCCAGCUAAUAACAUCCCUGAAGCGGACAGAGAGUUUAUCCGAGGAAACAUAGUAGAAGCAAUCAUCCACUCUCCUGAGCGCAUCAGAGUUCAGCUGACUACUUGCAUUCACCAUAUGAUAAAAAAUGAUUAUCCUGUCAAGUGGAGGGCUUUUGUGGACAAAAUUGCAUUCUAUCUGCAAUCCGACAACAGUGCAGCCUGGCUUGGAAUCUUGCUUUGUCUUUACCAGCUUGUCAAAAAUUAUGAAUACAAAAAACCAGAGGAGCGCCAGCCGUUGAUUGCUGCCAUGGAUGUCUUCAUGCCCAUGCUCAAAGACCGCUUCAUACAACUUCUUCCAGACCCCUCCAGUGAGUCGGUCCUUAUCCAGAAACAGAUCCUCAAAAUCCUCUAUGCACUCUUCCAGUACAACCUCCCCCUAGAGCUCAUCAACCGACAUAAUCUAACGGAAUGGAUGGGAAUUUUCAGAACAAUUGUGGACAGAGAUGUACCUCCCGAGACCAUGCAGGUGGAUGAGGAUGAACGUCCGGAGCUGCCAUGGUGGAAGUGUAAGAAGUGGGCUCUUCACAUCUUGGCUCGACUGUUUGAAAGAUAUGGAAGUCCAGGCAACACGACCAAAGAGUACACAGAAUUUGCAGAAUUUUUCCUCAAAGAGUAUGCCGUUGCAGCGCAGCAGGUCCUCCUUAAAGUCUUAUACCAGUACAAGACAUCACAGUAUGUGGCUCCUCGAGUCCUUCAGCAGACACUCAACUUUAUCAACCAGGGCAUUGCUCAUGCGCUGACGUGGAAGAAUCUCAAACCCCACAUUCAGGUCAUUAUUCAGGAUGUGGUAUUCCCCCUCAUGUGUUACACAGACAGUGAUGAGGAGCUAUGGCAAGAAGAUCCAUAUGAGUACAUCCGUAUGAAAUUUGAUGUUUUUGAGGAUUUCAUUUCCCCCACGACGGCAGCACAAACUUUACUGUUCACUGCUUGUAUGAAGAGAAAAGAGGUGCUACAGAAAACAAUGGGCUUCUGCUACCAGAUCCUGACAGAUCCGGCAUCAGACCCUCGUAAGAAGGAUGGUGCCCUCCACAUGAUUGGAUCAUUAGCUGAGAUCCUUCUUAAGAAAAAGAUUUACAAAGACCAGAUGGAGUUUAUGCUGCAGAAUCAUGUCUUCCCCCUUUUCCGCAGUGAACUAGGAUACAUGAGAGCGAGGGCUUGUUGGGUACUGCAUUACUUUUGUGAGGUCAAGUUCAAAAGUGACCAGAACCUGCAGACGGCUCUCGAGCUCACCCGACUGUGUCUGAUCAAUGACAACGAGAUGCCUGUGAAAGUGGAGGCUGCUAUUGCUUUACAGGUUCUCAUCAGCAACCAGGAAAAAGCCAAAGAAUAUAUUACUCCGUUCAUCAGACCUGUGAUGCAGGCACUCCUGCAAAUUGUCAGAGAGACUGAGAAUGAUGAUCUCACCAACGUCAUACAGAAGAUGAUCUGUGAAUAUAGUGAAGAAGUUACACCCAUAGCAGUUGAAAUGACACAGCAUCUGGCAAUGACGUUCAAUCAGGUGAUUCAGACGGGCCCUGAUGAGGAGGGAGGCGAUGAUAAAGCCGUGACGGCCAUGGGCAUCCUCAACACCAUAGACACAUUGUUAAGUGUCGUGGAGGACCACAAAGAGAUCACUCAGCAGUUGGAAGGCAUUUGUCUGCAGGUUAUUGGAACUGUGCUGCAACAGCAUGUUCUGGAGUUUUAUGAGGAGAUCUUGUCACUCGCUCAUAGCCUGACAUGUCAGCAGGUGUCCCCACAGAUGUGGCAGCUGCUUCCACUAGUUUAUGAAGUCUUUCAGCAGGAUGGCUUUGAUUAUUUCACAGAUAUGAUGCCCCUCCUUCACAACUAUGUCACAGUUGAUACGGACACACUGCUAUCUGAUACCAAAUACCUGGAAAUUAUUUUUAGCAUGUGUAAGAAGAUCCUUACAGGAGACCCUGGAGAGGACCCUGAAUGCCAUGCUGCUAAACUAUUGGAAGUUAUAAUUCUACAAUGCAAGGGUCGUGGCAUUGACCAGGUGGUUCCCUUGUUUGUGGCUCUUGCUCUGGAGCGUUUGACAAGGGAAGUGAAGACCAGUGAGUUGAGGACCAUGUGCCUGCAGGUCGCCAUCGCUGCACUCUACUACAGUCCUCCUCUUCUGCUCAACACACUGGAGAAUCUCCGCUUCCCCAACAACACUGAGCCCAUCACCAACCACUUUAUAUCACAGUGGCUCAAAGACAUCGACUGCUUUCUUGGACUACAUGACAGAAAAAUGGCAAUUCUGGGUCUCUGCGCCUUGAUGGACCUGGAGCACAGGCCACAGGCUGUCAACCAAGUGGCUGGCCAGCUCUUGCCAGCAGCCAUUAUGCUCUUCAGUGGCCUCAAGAGGGCGUACGCGUGUCGGGCUGAGCAAGAGAAUGAAGAUGACGAUGAUGAAGAUGGAGAGGGAGACGAUGAAACUGCUGAACUUAACAGUGAUGAGGAUGACAUUGAUGAAGAGGGCCAGGAGUAUCUAGAGAUGUUGGCAAAACAGGCGGGAGAGGACGGAGAUGAUGAAGACUGGGAGGAAGAUGACGCAGAGGAGACGGCACUCGAGGGAUACACUACAGCAGUAGACGACGAGGAUAAUUUCGUAGACGAGUAUCAAAUCUUCAAAGCCAUAUUACAAACCAUCGAGCUCCGCGACCCGUCAUGGUACCAGGCGCUGAUCCAGGCGCUGGAUGAGGAGCAGGGGAAGCAGCUUCAGGAUAUCGGCACACUCGCAGACCAGAGACGAGCAGCACAUGAAUCAAAAAUGAUUGAGAAACACGGAGGAUACAAGUUCACAGCCCCUGUAGUACCACCAACAUUCAACUUUGGGGGUGCUGCUCCCGGGAUGAAUUGA